UUGGUGAGAGAGGCAGAGGGAGGCGCGGUGUCAGUUACCAGGAGGAGAGAUUUACCGAUAUUCUGGGUAAAAUAAAUGUCACCGUCGGACAGCCAGUUGGAUAGGUAGAUGAAACAGUCACGUUUAAUUACCUGGAAGCAUUGUCAAAGGAAAAAAGAAAGAUUUAACGUCAUAUUAAGCCGUAAAUCUUACUGGAAUAAACGAUGUUAAGUCAACGGUUCACCUCCUGUGCAGGUUAUUUAAGGUGCAGUCUGUGAAGCCUGCUUCCUUGGCGUUAUGGCCCCAGCCCUGACCAGAAUCCUGAAAGAUGGCCAUGGGAUCCACCUGUCCUCCCCUCCUGUCGGAAUGGACUCAGAUGGGAGAGCCAUGUGCACCACCGAGCUGGACACCCAGAUGAGGUCGACAGAUGACGGUGACCUCCAGAAGAUGUUGCUGAACCUUUCCUCCUUUCCCUCUCGAGACUCCUGUCUCCCUCUGAGCCCGCUGGACGUCCCUGCCAACCCUGUGCUUUCCCCACAUCUGCAGGCGUCUGCCAGCCAAUGUGAGACGGUGCUCCUCCCCAACCCUGCUUCCCUCCUCAACCUCCUCUCCUUCAACAAAGGCCCGAGAGAUUCUCAUCAGGUGGCCUGCGUCUUCCCAGGUGUACCAGACAUGUUUUUAGUCCCUCUCCCUGAGCACAAUAGUCAAGAUGCUUGUCUGCUGCAUGGACACAGUGCUGCUCCUAAAUGUGGGCCAGAUGGUGGUGAUGUGCAUCGCUCCCCUCUUAUCUUUACCAGUGUUCCUCCUUCCUACUCCCACGGGGAGAUGAACCCUCAGGGCACUCCCUUCUUUGCACCCCCACCUACACUGACACAGGGGAAAGUGGCUGGAAUUGGCUGUCCUCUUCCAUCUUUAGUACAGCCUUGGAGUGGCAGGGUGAACUCUGAGCAGCUGGCACCCAGAGCUGUGGCUGUGAAGGAGCAGCUCUCCAGGCAGGCAGGGCUGCAAAGCCGAGCUCAGAGUCUGCAGAGGAGACUGCACAUUCUGCUGGGAGAGCACGCUGUGCAACACUGCAACCAGCAGCUGGAGGGGCUGACAAGGUACUGUCAACUCGGAGGUGUGUCUCUUGAUAGCUCGGACUCCAUACAUUCUGGUAUACUACCUCCACAAGUGGGAAGUGAACCCCAUUGUUCUUGGCUAGAGUCAUCCACAGCCUCAUGUUCCUUCUCGGAGCUCACAGAGUUCAGCCGCUCCAGCCAGGCGGUGCUGAGAGGCCUGCAGGAAGCCUUGGACUCAGAGGCUACGGCCAGCAGCAGCUCGGACGAGGAGCAAGAGGAGAUUCUCUGCAAAAAAAAGACUUCAACUAUUAGCAGCAGCAGCAGCUGUGAGAGGCGGUGGCUGGGAGAGAGAGCGGAGCUGGGCAGCAGAUGGAGUUGGUUGCAGCUGCGUCUGGUCGAGUUGGAGGGGAGGAUACAACAACUGGUGGAGCUCCACAAGCACAUCCGCUCCACCAAGGGUGGUGUGGUGCUUGCUGAGUCCCAGCCGCUGACAGACAGACAGAUCCAGCAGACCCUGCUGAGAGAAAUGGCAGGGUUAUCCUGCACAGCCUCGGAUGCUGACACCGAACCUUGCAGCCCCAUACGCCUUCUGCACAACAUAGAGAGACAGAGUGCUCAGCUCAGCCAGAUUGUCAACAGUCUGAUGUCUCCUCUCAGCUUUUCACCACUUUCCAAACAACCACACACCUGGAAAGGCAAGAGAGGCUUCACAAGUGAUCAGAGAGGAAACGAUGUUUUUGUGCCUGGGGACUCUAAGAGAAGCAGACUUGGGACCAGGAAGCUCUUCAAAGCUGAUGUGUCAUGCGUGUGUGCCCGGACCCGGCCCCUGGUCACCUACCACAAGCCUAAACUGUUUGCUUUCAACACCUGCAACCCCAGCGGUCAACAGGACACGGGGACGGCCACGUCUACCCUCUCCUCUUCUCUCUCAUCAUCUUCCUGUUCAUGUUGUUCAUGUGAUCCCGUAGUCCUGUGCUCUGAUCCAGACUGCAGCUCCAGUAGGGUCCUCUCAUCCAGGACCUCCAACUCCACACCCCACCCGGUGUCAUCUCUUUCAUUUGACACUCCUCUGUCCCACCGCUUAAAGAGGGUCCUGGCCAGAGAAGAAUGGUCCCAGAGGCCUUUGGUUAUCAAUGAGCAAGCGAGUCCAGCACAUUACAACAGACACAGCUCCACACCACAGCACAACAGUCACAAAUACAAGCAACAUGCGAGGCAUCAUAAAAGCAGAGUUAUGGGUCUGUCACCUAUCAGGACGGCGGGCUCUGGUCAGAGUCAACACAGGAGAGCAAAUCGGAGGAAAAGGAAGGGAAGACACAUCCACAGGCUCAUAGAAGAUGAAGAAGAUGCCUUUCACCAGUUCUUUGACCCAGACAGUUCAGAUGAAGUGCUGGAGGAGAGCUACACACAGGUUUCAAGCAAGCGGGCCUCACAGGGCUUCGUGCGCAAACGCCAGGGAGAGAGUGUGUACAACAUCAACAACAUUGUUAUCCCUAUGUCUCUGGCUAAAGUGGAGAAGCUGCAGUACAAAGACAUCCUGACACCCAGUUGGCGGCUGGUGGACAUCUCAUCUCUGAUAAACAGUGAGGCAGAGAUGGAGGAGGACAAUGAGGAGGGGCAGGUGGAGGAUCUCACUAAUGAAGUCUUUGCCCAGAGACACCUGGCCUUAGAGCAGAGAGAGAAGUUGCGCUGGCCAUCAUGGGGAAACAGAAAAUGCUACAGGCAUCCUAACAGAUCUGGCAGCAGGCUGUCAAGCAGUGGGGGCGGGAUGUGCACAUCAGGAGAGGAGAGCUCUGUGGAGCUGAGUUGUGCUCAGCUGGAUACUGAUGAACAGCAAAGCUCAGAGGAGUGGCUGCCUCAGUCACCCUGGGAGCCACGAGUGUUUCCUCUGGGCCAGGAAGAAGAGGACGCCCUGCUCUCUGAUAACCUAGAAAAAGUUCCAUUGGAGUGGUCAGCGUGUAGCUCUGCCUCGUCUACAUCAAAGAACUCCAACUCCCAUCUCCCCCCAGCUCAGCCCACUGGUGCUACACUGCCGUCUGGUGGACAAAGCCGGAGUCGCACACUCAGUGGCAGCUGAGAGCGCAAUGCCUUACUUUUACAUAUCUCCCCACGUCAAGGACCAUGAGGAGAAACUAUGCCGUGGGAACCUUAAUUGGGAUACUCAACACAUUCCAGAACAGUGAUAUUUAUGUUAUCUGCUUAAUACUUUAAAGCAAAGGUGUUUAAUAUACAUUCUGUAAAUAUUGUAGCAUGUGUCACAAUAGUUUUAACUUACUACUGUAGCUUCUGCUACACUUUCAGGUUUUAUUGUACGAGAGGUACUGUAUGUAAAGACAAAUGUACCAGCACAGCCCCACUGUAGUCUCAGGUUUGUGUGUUGUUUGUAGUUCUCACUUAUUUAUUCUCACAGUUGUCUUAAAAGGUCUUUGUAGGAAGACUUUAAUACAUAAAUAUUUAUGUAACUUUUAUUUGAUUUACACGUGCCUUUUGAUUUCAUGUUUCUGUUUGUCUGUUGAUGUGUUCAUUUGGUAAAUAUUUUUUAUGAAAGUUAUCAGUAAACAGUAACAUU
Messenger RNA from Epinephelus moara (kelp grouper), 3606 nucleotides. RefSeq names its product KAT8 regulatory NSL complex subunit 1-like (gene kansl1l). The record is from RefSeq and is a predicted model, not a curated record. The transcript has 16 exons. The coding region runs from base 277 to 3114 and encodes 945 amino acids. Lineage: Eukaryota; Metazoa; Chordata; Actinopteri; Perciformes; Serranidae. Gene Ontology annotation, cellular component: NSL complex. Gene Ontology annotation, molecular function: histone acetyltransferase binding.